Molecule: messenger RNA, 846 nt
Organism: Leishmania major strain Friedlin
Lineage: Eukaryota; Euglenozoa; Kinetoplastea; Trypanosomatida; Trypanosomatidae
Exons: 1
Coding region: 1-846 (281 amino acids)
Source: RefSeq, a predicted model, not a curated record
AUGCUAACAGCAGAGGCGAUGAGCCGAACUCACCGGUCACACUCCACCGUCGUGGCCGUGCCCUCUCACGUUUCCGACGCUCUGAACGACACGCAGCUAGUACAGCUGCUGACGUUGAAGGUCGGCACCCGCGUGCUGCUGCAGUGCAACGUAGCGCCGCGCUAUCGUCUCGUGAACGGCUCUGUGGGGAUUUUUUACCGGUUUCCUGCUCCCCCGCUGGAGCUGCCUGCACGUGUGCAGGCGCUGCGGCGAAGGCGACGGUGGAGGAUGCAUCCCCGGCAAGAUGUUUGCCACCCGCCUACCCCUGACCAGGGCGGAGCUCCGCCACCGCCGCCGUGGGUUCAACAGCUGCUUCGCCGCGGCGGGUUUGGCUGCGGCUCUGAUGUGCUCGCCUGCGUGGAGACGUUUCAGGCUAUGGACGUUGAAUCUCUCUGGCGGCGGGUGCGCAAGCAACUACAACGGCGGCAUGGCAAACGCGACGGCACACCAUCGCAGCGUUGCCGCAACCACCGCGAGGUGACGGGCACUAGCUGUGUAGAUGUAGGAUUGGGGAAGGCCAUGCAGACCGAUAAGGGAGGAACGCACAGCUUCGCGCAGCCCCUGCAGCAGCAGCAGCAGCAACUGAAGCGCAUCCCAUACGGGGCGUUUUCUCCGUCUGCUCACUACGCACACUUUCGCCGCAUCUUAUGCAACGUAACGCCGCCCGGGUCAUCGCUCGCCGUCACCGUGUGCGCCUUCAGACGAGGCCCAGCAGAUCAGGCCAGCGCACCGCUGUUUGCACGACCUUACAGAGGCGGAACUCGCGCAAGAGCGGCUGCCUGUGGUGCGGUUUCAGUGGCCUGUUGA